GAUAUGGUGACAAUUUGCAGAGUCUCUUUGUAAUUGGAACCAAAUUGCAUAUUGCUCUCUAUCUCUUGUCUAUCGUCUUCUUCAUCCACUCAGCUAGGGUUUGCAAUUUCCCUCUCAGAGCUCCAAAUCAAUCAACAAAGACCCCAAAUUUCGCAAACCUUUCAUAGUUUUCCUUUCAGAUAACUCGACAACACCAAAGACUUCGAAGGCUCCGCGAGAUAUCAAUGUUGGCUACUAGUGCAGUCGCAUCUUUACCCAAAUUACCACCAGUGAGGAGAGGUGGACACUGCAGUGAAGAGAAUGUUGCUACUACACCUAAACCAACAAGAGGAUUGCAGAUGGUUAAUAAUUCAGUAUCAUUGAGUUGUACACGGUUGCCAUUUGGUCCAAGGACUCAUUCAACUCAGAGAGCAGCUAUAAUAUGUGCUGCAGCUUUGAAUGCAAGAUGUGGUGCAGAGCAAACUCAAACUGUUAUUCGCCAGUCUCCUACAAUUACUCAUCUUCCUGGUAAGGAGCAGGAGAAGUCACCGGAUCUUGAUGAUGGUGACUCUGGGUUUCCGCCUCGUGAUGAUGAUGAUGGAGGCGGUGGAGGAGGUGGAGGCGGAGGCAACUGGUCCGGAGGAUUUUUCUUUUUUGGAUUUCUUGCUUUUCUGGGCUUCUUAAAGGACAAGGAAAGCGAAGACCCAUACGGCGAUAACAGGAGAAGAAGGUGAAGACGUGAAGUAUUGGCCGGCAUAAAUAAAUGCUUUGUCGGAAGUUUUUGAUGUUGUAUUCUAUCAAUAGAAUAUAUUGGUUAACUAAGUAGGGUACUUGGUUCACUAAGAGGAUGUAUAGUUGCUGAAAUUUGUGUUCCUGUGUUACAAAUUACUCCUCCCAACCCAAUACUUAAUUAUUGGAGGAAAAGGCUUUUAUAUCAAAUGAUGAGUAUUAAAUUAUGUCAA
Molecule: messenger RNA, 941 nt
Organism: Lotus japonicus
Lineage: Eukaryota; Viridiplantae; Streptophyta; Magnoliopsida; Fabales; Fabaceae
Product: protein YELLOW LEAF 1, choloroplastic-like
Exons: 5
Coding region: 225-713 (162 amino acids)
Biological process (GO): chloroplast organization; thylakoid membrane organization
Cellular component (GO): chloroplast
Source: RefSeq, a predicted model, not a curated record